This is a messenger RNA of Myripristis murdjan (pinecone soldierfish), 12003 nucleotides long. It is a transcript of the gene zzef1, whose product is annotated as zinc finger, ZZ-type with EF hand domain 1. Gene Ontology annotation, molecular function: calcium ion binding; zinc ion binding. The record is from RefSeq and is a predicted model, not a curated record. Lineage: Eukaryota; Metazoa; Chordata; Actinopteri; Holocentriformes; Holocentridae. The coding region runs from base 110 to 9268 and encodes 3052 amino acids. The transcript has 54 exons.
GCAAAACCUGUAGGUUAGAGGUCUGUGUACAGACCAGUAUCGCUGUUUCAAAACUGACACCAGCGGGCCGCAGAGAAAUUAGGGGAAGCCAUAGGUCGCUGAAACAAACAUGGGGAACGCAGAGAGCGGCUGCGGAGGAGGCAGCGGUGACGAGGAAGAUGUCGAAACGGAGAGCCCCGGCUUCGCGGAAGACAGUCCGGCCUCUGCGGCCACUGGCGUCGUUGUCGGAGGCGGCGGAGCCUCCGGCUCGGGAAGAAGCGGAAGGGGAUCAAAUAACCUCCCGGUGCCCACCGGUGGACCACCCAACCCCGGGGUCCUGUUAGAGCAAGUCAAACUGAGGGAGGCAGCGGCUCGUAUUAGCGACUCGGGGGUCGCCAUUCCCGAGUCUGUCCUGGCCGGGAAUGAGGGUGUGCUGGUUCGGUGGCUGGAGGACCGGUUAAGCCGAGGAGAGGAGUCUGUCAAUGUGGAACAGUUUUGUGAGAUGUUGGAGAGCAGAGAUGCUCCGAGAGAUGAGUGUGAAGAGGCCUUUGGCCAGUUCGAUGCAGAGGGGGAUGGGGUAGUGGAUGUGGAGACCAUGCUGAUGGCUCUGAAGAACUCCAAUGGAGCGAAUCUACAGGGAGAGCUGAGUCAUGUGAUAAGACAACUCCAAGCAUGCUCCCUGACUCCAGGCUUUGUUGACAUAUUCUCCAAGUCCAAGGACCGGCUGGGGGCACAUGCCUCCAAGAUCCUGAAAUUCCUGCACCGGAACCGUAUUCCCAGUAGUGCCAUCCCUUUCCCUCUUUUAGAGGGCUACAACAGUAUCUGCACCAUGAGGUCCACUGUGGUACAAGACUUUUUGGAAUUCCUCUUGCAGAAGGAGAAAGAUUUAGAUAUCCAGUACAGAGCAGAGCUGAAUCGUGAUCCAGAGGUUGACAAGGUCAAGGUGGUCACUCAGUGUUACAGCGCUAUAGAAGCCUCAUCCAACGUCAGCGACAUUUACAAGAUGACUAAUGGGGAAACUGCAUCUUUUUGGCAAUCAGAUGGCAGUGCACGAUCGCACUGGAUAAGGUUAAAAAUGAAACCAGAUGUGGUGUUGAGGCGACUGGCCAUUGCCGUGGCCUCCAACGAUCACAGUUACAUGCCUCAGCUGGUUUCAGUUGCUGUGGGGAAAAACCGGCGCUCCCUGCAGGAGAUCCGAGACAUCCGUAUCCCCAGCAAUGUCACAGGCUAUGUUGCCCUUUUGGAGAAUGCCAACAUCACACACCCCUACAUCCAAAUCAACAUCAAGCGGUGCCUGAGUGACGGAUGUGACACGCGGAUACAUGGCCUGAAGACUUUGGGCUAUCAGAUCACCAAGAGUAAAGAAGUUUCUGUUUCGGACGCCUCAGCCAUCUGGUACCUGUCUCUCCUCACCUCCCUGGUCACCGCCUCCAUGGAGACCAAUCCCGUGCUGGCUCAGACUGUCCUUCAGAGCACACAAAAAGCCUUACGGCACAUGCCACCGCUGUCCCUCACACCGUCAUCCACCGAGUUCCCCAAGUUCUUCUCGAUGAACAUUCUGGAGGAGGUGGAUGGAUUUCUCCUCAGGAUAGCAGACUGCUGUGUGAGCCCUGAUGCUGAGUUGACUCUGCUGGCCUUUGCUCUGGCCCGAGGUAGCGUGGCCAAAGUCCUUCAAGCCCUGUCCUGCAUCAGUGAUCACCUAGAGACCAAAUACAGAGCCUCCUCUCUCAUCUCCUCCAUGGCCUCUGUCAGGCUGCGGCUGCUCUAUCGCAAUGGGAAACCCCUCCAGCUGCACCUUCAAGCCUGUGAUGUGAAGAGUAAAGAAGAGAAGUCAGGACCAGAGAACAUGCUGACUGAGUCCACCACUGGAGACGGUUUUCUCACAGAAAGCGGCAGAAAGAAAGCCAGUGUGAUUCUGUCUACAGAGGACCAGAGCAACUUCCAAGUCACUCAGAUGAAGAUCAAAGUGCGAAAAGGAGCCAUCGGAGUAAAAUGUGGCCUGGUAUUCGCAUACAAGGAGGGAGACCCUUUUGAUGCAGAGAAACACUUCAAGAGGUUCAAGAAGUAUGACUCGUGGGACUUCAAGGACUACAAAGAGUUUGUACAAGACAAUGUGAGGAUUCCAGCACAGUCCGAGGAUGAGCCCAUUGGCUGGUUUGAGCUUGAAGAUGACUGGAACGAUGUGGAGAUCAAGCUGCAGCAGUGUCGUGUUGCAAAGUUCCUGAUGGUGAAGUUCCUGUGUGCCAGGCAAGACUCUGCCGAGCGCCUCGGGGUGCAGUCCCUCAGCUUUAGCGGUUACCUGUGCCCCGGGGCAGAGAAGCUGGGAGACCUGGAUGACCUCAGUCCAGAGGGAGACAGCUCCGAGGGCGAUGCUGUCACUGGCCUUAGUCUGCUCAACAAGACCCUAUUCUUCAUCCAGCAGCUCACACGAGACAUGGAUGCGUCCCAGUUCAAACAGAAGUUUCUGCUGGACUUCAGUGGCCUGAGCGUCACCCUCUUCUGGAACUUCUACAGUAAACUCAGGGAGAUUGAGGGGGAGGAGGUGAUGAAGAGCAGAGUUCUGCUGCUCCAGUUGCUGCAGAACUGUUUCCCCAUGCUGCCAAACCCACUGGAGCCCCGCAGCUCAGAGGAGAGCAGAGGCACAGACGAGGGUGCCACAGCAGCAGCUUUUCCAUCCACAUCCAGCAGUGCAGAGCCUCAGCCUGAUCCUACUAAGGCUGUCUGGGAGCUCUACACUCACCUCUGCCAUAUUGUGGAUGGUCCAGAGGCUGAGGCAGUAGUGGAGAAAGCUUUGCGCAAUGAGGCAGUCAAGGCCAUUCUCAGUGGAGCAGCUGUCUUCUUCCCUGAUAAACACAGCAGAAGGGAAAAACUCUUCCACAUGAUGAAAAAUAUAACAGAAGAGGAUCAGCCUGAGUCAGUGAAGGUGACCUUUGAAUCGCUUUGUAAUUACUUCAGUGACCAGGAUCCGAGUGGCCUUCUCCUGCUCCCACCCAAAGGAGCUCCCGCAGACUUUGACAUCAGCCCUAUACUGACUGUCAUGGAAACUCUGCAACUGGUGGCAACAAGAGAGUGUGAAGUCAUGAUGGUGGAUGAGAGUGGUGGAGCCAGCAGGACGGUGUUGUUGUCUCUGUUUUGGGCUCUGCAAGGCAGCCUGCUCUCAUGGUGCUACCUGCAGCUCAAGGGAGGAUCCUCCAACGCCACUGCUAUGGAGCUGGCAAGGGACAUCCUAGUAAAAUAUGUGGAUCAGUUCCUGGGCAGUACAAAGAACAUACUCAGUUCCCUGCUGGAGAGGUACAGCGGUGCUGAAAUUACCGACAAACUGAGCAGCUCCAUCCUGGCCACGGUCACCAGACAACUGAUGAUUUUCCUCCUGGAGCUGUGUUUCUUGGACAUCCCUCACAGUAUGUUGUUGAAGAGCUUCUCCUCACUGGUGGAGCUGCUCAAAAACCUGUCCAGUGAUACUGGAGACAUCUUUUCUAAGGUGGACCAGGAGAGCUGUCAGCAGCCCCAGCAGCCAGUGGUGCUUAGGACAUGGAACAUGGAGUCUCCUCACAACUAUGAGAACAGCCGCCAUGAAACCACCAUCUUUGCCUGCCCUGGUGCCACCUCCUUCGAGGUGGAGUUUGACGAACGCUGUGAGACAGAGAAGAGGUACGACUACCUAGAAUUUACUGAUGCCAGAGGUGGGAAGGUCCGAUAUGACAUGAAGGUUGGAACAGACAAGUGGCCAAAGAAAGUGACAUUUGAUGCAGGUCCUCAACUCCAGUUCCUCUUCCACUCUGAUAGCAGUAAUAACGAGUGGGGUUAUAAGUUCACUGUGACAGCCCUCGGUCUGCCAGACAUCACCGUCUCCUGGAUGUCUGACCUACAGCUGCUGGUGGCUCGACUGAUGGGACGUCUGGCUUCCCGCACAAUGGCCCUCAAAUCUCUUUAUGAGAUCCGCAAUGUAAAAGAGCUCCCACCAGGGAAAAUGUCUCACGUUCAGUCUUCCCCUCUAUGGAAACCCAUCCUCAGACACGGGGUGUGUGAAACGAGAGAUGUGGCUUGGUCUAACAGCCACACAGACCAGCAGAUAAAGACAUGUAUUCCUGAUGAGUUUAUGAGUUUCCUGGAGGACUUUGCCCGCUGGAAUCCGUCUCAGGAGCCAACAGACAGCAGAACAGAGCUGAUGAGGACCCUCAUGCAGUCAUGUAGAAAACAGCCGAUAAGGAAUGAGAUAGCUGCUGGGUCAAAGGUCGACCAGGCUGUGAAUGCCAUCUGGGCAGCCAUGGUGUACCACACACCAACCCUGAACAAUGCUCUAAGAAUCAGUGUUAAUCAGGGCUGCAAGUCAAGUCUGAGUGAAGAUUUUGUGCAGGUGUACUCACUGGCAGAUAGCAUCAGAACAUGGAUGUUGGAGAUGAAACAGAGAUACCUGGUGGGCAAAAUGAAUGUUCCGGAUGAGAAGGAAGGGGGCCCUGAUGAGGUUACUAUGGAGACGCUGGCUGAGGUAUGCAUUGAGAAGAGCCUUUUGCUGUUCAGAUUUGCCCCUAGCGGGGCAGCAUGCCAGGAUAGUGAUGCCUCCAGGCCUCUAGAGGGCAGUGGUGCCCCACUUCUCCGCUCUGACUCAAUCUCAGAAGGAGACUUCCAGGCCAGCCCCUCGCUCGGAUCCCAAACACAGGUCACAAGGCCCGAGGUGUACAGUGAGACUGGGGUUACACUUACAGGACAGAUCCAACUUUCCACCGCUCAGGCCCACAACUCAUCUACCUCUGGGCCCAACAGCCAAGGCCACAAGGGCUCCACAGAGAGCCUCUCCUCCCAGACAGGGGACCCAAUAUCACCCUCCACCUUCCCCCGCAAAGCCCCUUUCAGUCGCGGACGCCUUCGCCUUCUCUCUUACCGCUCUGUAGAAGAGCCCCGCAUGGCCCCAUCUGUCAAAGAGCGCUACCCCAUACUCAAACACAUCCUCAACUUCAUGCGGGACCAGGCUCUCACUACAGCUAGCAUUUUGCAGACCUUGUCAUUGAACAAAGCUCAGGCUCUGAGUGUUUGCAAGGUCCUGGAUAUGGUUCAGCAGUGUUUACGUUCCCUGGGAACGCCGCACCUCUUCCAGGCCCCCUGCAUUCUGUUCCUGCAGGAGCUACUGGCAUGUCAGAAAGACUUCACUAGUUAUUUCUCUCAGUUAUCAGGCAGUGGGCAGGAGCUAAGAGAGGAGGUAAGGCGCUCCUACCACCAACUGGUGCUCAUGCUGGUGGUGGCAGUACAAGGUUUCAGCAGCCUCAGUGAGAAAGCGCUGCUCCCGGCCCUGUCUUGUGUGCAGACUUGCUUGUUGCACCUUCUCGAUAUGAGCUGGGAGGUGCAGGACCUUCCUUUGUUCUUGAAGAUUAAGCUUCCCGACCUCCUGCUCAGCAUGUCCCAGGAGAACAUCAGCGUUCAUGACAUCGCCAUCAGCCAGUGGACAGAGGAAGAUGAAAUAGCCGACUACAAGAAGAACCAGGACUGGAUGGAUGAGUGUGCGGAUGGGAUGUUUGAGAAGUGGUAUGACAAGAUCGAUGAGGAGGGCUCCAUGGAGGACAGAAGAAAGAUGCACAUGUUCAUAGCGCGCUACUGUGACCUGCUGAAUGUGGUGAUCUCCUGUGACGGCUGUGAGAGAAUGGCACCCUGGCACCGCUACCGAUGUCUGCAGUGUAUGGACAUGGACCUCUGCAAGACCUGCUUCCUGAGUGGUGCAAAGCCUGAGGGUCAUGAGGAUGAUCAUGAGAUGGUGAACAUGGAGUAUGCCUGUGACCACUGCCAGGGCCUCAUUGUAGGCAGCAGGAUCAACUGUAACGUGUGUGAAGACUUUGACCUGUGCUAUGGCUGUUACAAUGCAAAGAAGUAUCCCGACAGCCACCUGCCCACCCAUCGGAUCACAGUGUACCCCAUGGUGACCAUACGUAUCAGUGACCGUCACCGUCUGAUCCAGCCCUACAUCCACAACUACUCCUGGCUGUUGUUUGCUGCACUGGCUCUAUAUACAUCCGACCUGAGCAGUGAGAAGCAGCUGGAGGGUGAAGCUCUGGAUGCUGACACCCUGAGCCAGACCUCAGCCCUGCAGACUCGCUGCUCCCAGCUCAUCACCGAGUGCUUGCUCAAGGGGCAAACAGGCAAAGGUCUACGUUCCUCGGCCUUGCUGACACUGCUGUCAUCCAAUGAGUCAGCCUCUGAUAGUGAGCUGUGCCCAGUCUCCCCCGAGUCGUCUCAGGAGCUGAGCACCACCACCGACACCUCCUCACUACCUGGUAGCACUGCUGCCAUCUGCUCCCCUUCAUCUCCCAAGGACAGGAGUAAAUCAUCAGGGAAGGAGAAAAAGGCGAAAGAGGUGGGCUCUCCUCCUCCUGCUCCCCCUGAGGUGUCAUCUCCUCCGAGCGCUGGAGAGGAGGGAAAAAGGAAGCUGAUGACCCAAGACACCCUGGACUCCUCCAGCCUCAGCCAGACCCCCUCUGUGUCCAGCGAGGACACCCUCUCUCCUGUGGUCCGACCUUCAGAGUCUGGUUCUGGGACAGUCACCUCUCCAGCAUCUGACAUCGUCAAGGAUCCAGAGGAAAGACUGGCCCAGGUUCCCCUGCAGGAGCAUGUUUUUUCAGAAUGCUCUAGAGAGAGGAUCUUGGGACUCCUGGCAGCCAUGCUGCCACCAGCCAAACCGGGCAGCACCCUGUCUCUGUCCAGUCUGAGCUCCAUCCUGCCUCAGCUCUUCAGGGCAGUCAUUUCCAAUGCUGGCUGUCUCAAUGAGACCUACCACCUCACCCUAGGGCUGUUAGGGCAGCUGCUGCUCCGUAUCCCUCCCAUGGAGGCUGACACCGCUGUGACAGAGGCCCUGGCUGAUAAAUACGAGUUGCUGACCCAAGGAGAGGCAGCUGGCGCAAACAUGCAGGGCUGGAAGACCACCCAGCUGCUCUUCAGCUUAGGGGCCGUGUGCUUAGACAGUCGUAUCGGUCUGGACUGGGCAUGUUCAGUGGCAGACAUUUUACGCAGUCUGAAUGCAUGUCCCCACUGGAGCACAGUCAUUGCUGCCUUCACCGACCACUGCGUUCAUCAGCUGCCACAUACUCUUAAACGCACCAACCUGUUCACCCUACUGGUACUAGUGGGCUUCCCUGAGGUACUGUGCAUGGGCACCCAGUCAGUGUUUAUCGACAAUGCCAAUGAGCAGCACCACAUGAUCUUGCUCAAACACUUCACAGAGAAGAACCAUGCUGCAGUGGUGGACGUUAAGACACGCAAGAGGAAAACAGUGAAAGACUACCAACUGAUCCAACCCCAGGACUCCAGUGCAGCAGGCCUCCCAGGGCAGCCAGAGGGUCAAGGCUCCCCGAAGGCCCUGCUCAGCCGCUAUCUCAGCAAUUUCACCUCCAUUAUCAGCCACCUCCUGCAGACCAGCCAGGACAACAACUCCCCCGAUGCUGUGGAGGCCUCCUGGGUGCUCUCUCUGGCACUGAAAGGCCUGUACAACACACUCAAGAAGCAUGGAGUGGAGCAGGCUCAGGAGGCAAUCCAGCAGUCCGGGCUGACCCAGCUGCUGGUCAGGAAGUGUAGCAAGGGCACAGGCUUCAGCAAGCUGUGGUUGCUGCGAGACCUGGAGAUCCUCUCCAUCAUGCUGUACUCAUCGAAGAGGGAGAUCCACUCAAUGGCUGAGGACCCCGAGCGAGAUGAGAGAGAGCAGGACAAGGAGCAAGACUCAGACCACUCCAGCUGCUGCACCGAUGACCCCGACCCCAACCGGCCCGACCCCCUAGAGGGCCUGGAUGAAGAGACGAAGAUCUGCUUCCAGAUCACCCACGAUGCCUUAAACGCCCCUCUGCACAUCUUGCGAGCCAUGUAUGAGCUGCAGAUGAAGCGGACAGACUCCUUCUUCCUGGAGGUGCAGAAGAGAUUUGAUGGUGACAUGAUCAAAACAGAUGAGACUAUUCGAACACUGGCCCAGAAGUGGCAGCCUACUAGGCGGCCGCGCUCUGAGGAGAGGAGUACCAAGGCUGUGGACACUGACAUGAUCGUGGUGUCCUGCAUGUGCUCCAUCCUCCCCCAGUCCAAGCCCAGCCAUUGUGAAAAGGCCACAGAGGAGAUCAACGUAGUGGCCCAGAAGCUCAUCACCAACUCAGAGAGCGACUUGCAGCUCAGCUAUGCCAAGCAGCGUCGCACCAAAAGCUCAGCACUCCUGCACAAGGAACUGGAUGUGCGCAGCAACCGGGCAGUUCGCCAAUACCUGGUGAAGGUCAACCAGGCCAUUGCCACGCUUUACGCACGCCAUGUACUGGCCUCGCUGCUGGCCGACUGGCCUGCAGGAGCGGCACUCAGCGAGGAGGCGCUGGAGCUGAGUGGAGCAUCCCACAUGGCCUACAUCCUGGACAUGUUAAUGCAGCUGGAGGAGAGGCCACUCUGGGAGAGGAUUCUACAGAGGGUCCUGAAGGGUUGCAGCCAGAGCAUGCUGUGCAGCCUGUCUCUGACUGCCUGCCAGUUUAUGGAGGAGCCAGGUAUGGCUGUGCAGGUCAGGGAGUCAAAACACCCCUAUGACAACAACACAAACUUUGAGGACAAGGUGCACAUCCCAGGGGCUAUCUAUCUGUCGGUGAAAUUUGACUCCCGCUGCUACACAGAGGAAGGCUGUGAUGAGCUCAUCAUGUCCAGCAGCAGUGACUUCCUCCAGGACCUCCACAACUUCAGUGGCUCCCCUCAGAAGUGGUCUGACUUUGAGAUCCCUGGUGAUACCCUGCACUACAGGUUUGUGUCAGACAUGAGCAACACAGAGUGGGGCUACAAAUUCACUGUCACAGGAGGCCACAGAGGACGCUUCCAGACAGGUUUUGAGAUACUGAAGCAAAUGUUAGCAGACGAACAAGUGCUCAGUCACCUCCCAUUGGCUGACAUCUGGGAGUGGCAGGUGGGCGUGGCCUGUCGUCAGACAGGGAACCAACGUCUCAAAGCCAUUCACUUGUUGCUCCGCCUCCUGCAGUGUGAAUCCCAGACAGCCUGUGAGCUGACACUGCUGCGACCUCUGUGGCAGCUCUUCAUGUCUAUGGAGAACAGCCUGAGCCAGGAUCCCACCAGUAUCACUGUGCUGCUGCCCCUUCACAGAGCACUCACUGAACUCUUCUUCAUCGCAGAGGCCAGGGCCACUUCACAGGGCAUCCUUCAGGAGUACCUGCUAGGCAUGACCACUGACGAGCAGCUCCUCAGCCACACUGCACUGGCUCUGAAGAACAUCGCUGCCAUCAGCCUGGCUAUCAAUUACCCCAAUAAAUCUACCAAGCUGCUCAACAUGUCCCCAUGAGAGGCCCAGGGCGAGGACGAAUGAGAGCAGCCUGAAGGAGACACGUCCUGACUCAGCUGGUUCAUUUUGAACAAGAAUCGAAGGGGUGAGAAAGGAAAGCCUCCCCUACCGUCAAAUGCUUUCCUUCUAACAGGACCCCCCACACAUAUACACAUACACCUACACUGUUAACUCUCCAUUUACUCUGGACUUUUGCUGCGGAGGGGGGCUCGAAGAGCACUUUCCACACUUAUUCACAAUCCUUUUUGCCUUAGGUUCAUCCAGUAUAUCAGCAUGUGCAUUCACUGGAACAGGAACAAUUGCCGAGUGUCUUUCUUUUUUUAUUUAAAAUUAAGUUUUUACUUGAAGAUGCUGUGCUAAAGUAGAUUAAGUGUGCCAAAUUUGCCACUUUGAAGGGGAAGUAAAUUCUUGUGUUUUUAUUUAUUUUAUUUUAAUUUAUUUUAUUUUUUUUCUGUCCAGUUUUUGUUCUAAACAAACACAAGCCUCGGUUACACAAUUGAUCAUGGUGAAAGCAGGUCACCUUGCCGACUUGCUCGUCUCAGUGGACAUGUAGAGCAGCCUAAAAAUACAGUCCAGGACAGUGGAGUCUCAUUAGUCACCAUGGGGAGAGAGGACUGACCUACUACUUCCCUCAACUCCUCCCCUGCUUCCUUCCCUUCUUCCUUCUGUCCUUCCUCUUAGAACAAAAGUAGACAUUGGCAUUUUUUAGCACCACUGUUAAAGGAUCGUAUGGGUUACUUGACAAAUAAUCAGUGUUGGACUAUAAAAUUCCAGUUAUAAAACACAUAUAUCAUCAUGCAUAUCUUAUACAUGUAUUAUAGUGCAACUGUCUGUAACUUCUUGUCACAAGUUUAAUGCCCACUGCACCCCACUUCAAAACUGUUGGCAGUACACUUUGCAUAGGAUUAACAUUAUGGCUGUGGGGUAAAACAGUGAUAGAAUAAUAUUGUAAUACAUUCCUCGAUAUUAUUGUAUCAGUACGCUGAAUUAUUUUCACUCUGUGGAAUAAAUGAAAGUCCAUAAUGAUGUCAAAAGACAUUCAUGAAAAUGAAGAACAAAAAAAAAAAAAAAAACACCUCGAGUCCUUGAAAGACUGAAACUCUUAAAGGCCUUCAGUUUUAUCCAGUGCUUCAUUCAUGAUUUUUUUUUUUUAUAUAUAUACCAAUAGGUAUAGUUCUGUUUGAGAUUUUAUUGCACAAAGGGUUAUGGUUUCAGCUUUUUACAGCAAUAAAAUGAAAGAAAAAUAUAAUAGAUUCCCAUUACAACACAGAAUGAAUUCACCAUACCUCAUACAUCACACAAAAUGUGAGAUUAGUAUCGUGUCAUAAUAUCACAUAGAUUUCCACAAAUACAUGAAAUGGUGGCUCCUCUCACAUUGUCUCUGUUAGGUUGCAUAAUUGUUGGCAACUGAGGCUGAUAAACACACACACACACACACACACACACACACACACAGGUGAUUGCACAACUCACAUAAUCCCACUCAUUCACUCACUCCUUCACUAGUAACACACCUGUAAUGUGGUGAGUUGGCAAAGAUGAACACCUUCCAGCUGACAAAGAGCGCAUUACUUCAACCUCUACACUAACACAGAUAUUUGGUGUGAGACUUGCUUAAAUGUUCCUUUAAUUUUACUGAAGGUUAUGGCGCUCCAGCCCACUUUUUUAAGCUGGGUUUUGUACUGUAUGCGUUCACAUCCAGAAAGCAGCAACACAGAGCAACAACAUCACAACAUCCUGCUUCCACAGUGACAAAACUCCCUCAGACAUCAGUGUCAUUACAUAAUCUGAGAGAAUUAGGAUUUUAAGUUACAAUUUUGAUUUUUAAUUUAGUUACAUUUUUAUAUUUGUCACCCAGUAACCUGAAAAUGUCCCACAGGCAAACUCAAGAAAAUCUUUUGUUAUGGAGCCGACAGUUUGGUGGACUUUGUUUAACAUUGAGUAUUCUAUUACUUAUGUUAGACAGAGACUCCUAUUUUUGUUCUAGGAAGACAUAGUGGUGUAUGCCAAAGAAACCCAUUAUUGUGAGCCAUGAAAUGUCUCUUUUUAAGAGAACCUGGUGGGGCUUCCUUCUCUCUAUUUAUCACAUAUCAGAUUGCCCUGUGAGAAGCUGGAGCGAAGGAAAUCUUUGGAAAUCUGUGUUUGUUUGUUUGUUUUUUGUUUGUUUUUUUGUUUGCUCGUUGUUGUUUUCUUCUUCUUUUGAAGUUGUCUGGUAAGGACUGUAGGAGAGUUUUGUGUUUUUGUUUACACAAGCAUCAGCUGCGAUGGGAGAGUGGGAGAGACCGGUUGCCUCUGCGUGGCUUUGUCUCUCAGUUCAGUUCUACAACACCUCACCUAUCCACCACGUGCCUACGGUUAAAGAUGAAGCAAUCAUAAUUUAACUCCAUGUUAUUGGAAAUGUCUCGAAUUAUAUUUUAAAAGAGAUAUAUUGUUUAAUUUGAGCUUUUCUAAUUUUUUACUUUUAAUGUUUGUUUCUUUUUGUGAGGAUGCUUGAUAUUUGAGGCUGACUGAUUUGAAUGUACAUAUCUGUGAAUAUUGUUAAUUGCACAGGUGAUAAAAAAAAAGACUUUCAUAUCAACCCCUUACAAAUAUGAACUUUAAUAUAUUGGUCACUAAAGGAUAGACACUUUGAUUCUGAUUUUGUAUGCAUGGCACAUUAAAGAAAAGGUGAAAAAAGUACUGCUUGGGUUGAAAUGUGAUCCAUUUCUAAUUAAAGAAAAAGAAAGAAAAUGUGA